AUGGCUGUGGACGUCUGGGAGCUGGGCCGAGCGAAGGAAAAGAAGCGAAGGACCCGCGUGAUUAACUGCUAUGAUAACUGGCUUGGUCCGGGUCUAUACUGGCAGGGGGACAUCGAGGAACGCAGGAGAGCGAUAGAGGAUGUGUACUGGGACAAUGUUCUGGAGGGUAGAUGUUUACUUCUCGGAGACUUCAACGCACAUAGCCCGCUAUGGAACCCGCAAGCGAAUAGUCGCACGAAUGCGAGACCACUGGAGGAUCUGAUCGAGAGCGAAAGUCUCUAUAUCAACAACACGCUAGGGAUCCCGACACGGCCGAAGACAACGCCGGGGAUCUCAAUUAUCGACCUGAGCUUGACGACAGUGGACAUGGGGCCCUUGCAGGUGUGGACGGUGGAUGAGGACCACACAACCGGGUCAGAUCACGAGCUGCUGGUGAUGGAAUGGGCCCCAAUAGAGCACGGAUGGGAACCCCCAUCGGACGAAGUGACGGGGUGGCAGAUCCAGGCUCUCCAGGCAGACAGCCAAGCUCUGGAGCAAGCGAAACAGAUGUGGCAAGCAGAAGCCGAACAGAGAGGGCUCCUAGACGACGCAAGUACGGCGGAGGAGGUCGAGGGAGAGGCAGUAUGGGUGCAGGAAACGCUUACGGCAGUGCUCAACCAGUAUGCGAAGCCAGUGCGAGUGACCCCACGGUCCAAACGCUGGUGGAAUCGAGAAGUCAAAGAGGCGCGCGAGGCCUACUGCCAGGCGAGAAGAGCGUGGCAGGGGCAGCACAUCACCACGAUCGACCUUCGAGAAACAAGGAACGAUUACUACAGGACUAUUCGAAGGGCGAAACGAACGUGCUGGGAAACCUUCCUGGCAGGGCCGACGGACACCCCAGACCACCCGUGUGAGGAAACGGCCCGAUGCUGGCAAGCGCUUAGGCUCACCAAGCCCAAAGCAACAGCCAUCACCCCCACCCUCAAAGGGCCGCAAGGAGAGAUAGCCGUGUCUAUCAGCGAGCAAGAGGCACUGGUCCGAGAAACCGCCUUUCCACCAGCGCCGGGCGACAGGGAGGCUGUUGAAGUUCUCCCAGGAUCUUUCCACAAGUGCAUAGACGAAGCAACGGUCAAGAGAGCCCUGUUCCAUCAGGCGGUUCAAAAGGCGCCCGGCAUCGACAGGCUGAAUUUUCGAGCCCUUCGACUCGUGUGGGAAUGGGAUAGCUCACGGAUCGUAGCGCUAGCCCGGCAGUGCUUCCGGCUAGGCAUUCACCCACAAGCAUGGAAGACCGCUAAGGGAAUCUUACUGAGAAAACUCGAUAAGCCGGACCAUACGCUCGUCAGGGCAUAUCGGGUCAUCAGCCUGCUAAACUGCCUAGGGAAGGUGGUGGAAAAGAUCGCGGCAGAGGCUAUUGCAGAUCACUGUGAGACGACAGGAAGCCUUCACCCCGGACAGAUGGGUGGCCGCAAACAACGUAGCGCAGUGGAUGCCGUGGCAUGCUUGAUCCAGAGCACUCACGAUGCGUGGAAACAAAAGCAGCUCAUGGCGGCUCUUUUCAUGGAUGUGGCGGGCGCGUUCGACCAUGUCAACGAUAGAAAACUCGUGAUUCGCAUGCAAGAGCUAGGCUUCGACGGUGACUUGAUCCGAUGGGUACAGUCGUUCCUGAGCGGUCGACUGGUCCAGCUCGUCAUCGACAAUAUACAAUGUCCAGCCCACAGGAUCGACUCAGGCGUGCCUCAAGGUUCCCCGGUGUCCCCAAUUUUGUUCCUUAUCUACCUAAGCGGGAUCUUCGACGCAAUUGAAAGGGCCAUCCCGGGGGUACGGCUGCUGUCGUUCGCAGACGAUAUGGGCUUUCUAGCGCCAGGGUACUCGGUCCAGGAAGCAUGUCAGAAACUACAGGAAGCUGCCCAGGUUGCAAUCGAAUGGGGUGAGAGCAACCUCGUGCAGUUCGAGGCGAAGAAGACCGAGGCGGUCUUGUUCACCCGCAAGCGUGGACAGGAGCUACGGAAUCAAAUUCAGCGGGCCCGCAUCAUGGUAGGAGGCCAUUCAGUCUCAUUUAACCACGAGGCCACCCGGUGGCUGGGGAUCUGGCUAGACGCCGGCCUCACACUAAAGAUGCACUAUCAGACACGCCUUCGCAAGGCCCGGAAUGCAGAAUCUCGGGUUCAAUCCUUAUGUCGCGUACAAGGCCUAGCGCCAGGCCUGGUCCAUCGGAUCCAGGUGGCUGCGGUACAGUCGGUAGCCCUGUACGGAGCGGAACUCUGGUGGCGCGGCCAAAAGGACUGUAUCACGGGAAUGCAGCGGAUGAUCAACAGACAAGCCCGUGCGAUCACAGGAAUGCUUAAGACCACACCCGUGGGUCUCUUGAAUAGGGAAGCGGGUCUAACGCCGGCCGAGGUCCUCCUUGAGGGCCGUCAGCUGCGGUACACGGCUCGGCUCCUUAGCCUACCGGACGAUAGUCCAGCCAGAUCAAUCCUCCCGGUCAGUUUUCGGGAGGGCGACCAACAUGCGCAACCUGGGGAGCACACCCCUGGAAAUGGACUCUGGGCCGAACCGCACGGCCGGGGACCAUGGUCGUUAGGACAGCACCUAGCGCGACAACUAGCAAACAUCCUCCCAGCCGAUCCAUCUGCGGGCUUCGAGAGCGCUCGGCGCGGUAAUGGCAGCGGAUUUCUAGGGAGGAUCAUUGUCCAAAGGACUGAGGACUCUCUCACCGCAGCGCGGACGGUGCAACCAGGCAGCGCGAUCUGGUCAGAUGGGUCGAGGCUCGAGAACGGCCGGACAGGAGCGGGGAUUGCCUGGCACGAGCCUUGCGGAGAGUGGAGGACCCGGAGCUUUCCCCUUGGAACGGGACGAGAAGUCUUUGAUGCGGAGCUUGUGGGAGUCGUGCAGGCCCUCCAGGCCGCACUGAAAGUGGAUGACAGUGGUCCAAUCACAGUUCUGCUGGAUUCCCAAGCCGCGAUUGCGAGGCUGCGACACACGCAAGCAGGCCCCGGUCAGGAACUGACGCUUCGAGCUCACGCAGCAGCCAGAGCUCUACAGGAGCGAGGCCGAGAAACCAUCAUUCAAUGGGUGCCCGGCCAUGCCGGAAUCGAGGGAAAUGAGAAAGCUGAUGAAGCGGCAAAGCUCGCGGCUAGUCGACCGGGGUGCCAUCCAGAAGGAAUCACAGGACUCUCACUGGCGUUUGUCAACCGGACGUGCACGGAGAACAUCCAAAACCGCAAACAAGUCUGGCUCGCCCGAGAUUUAGCAAAGCGUUCUCGCUAUAAACAGCGAACCUAUCGACCGUAUCGAGGCUGGACACUGGACCCAGUCGCAUCGCGAGCCCUGAAACCGCUGGCCACCCGCUUCUUCCAGUUAAAGAGCGGCCAUGCGGCUAUCGGAGCUCACCUCCACCAGAUUCACGCACGGGAAAGCCCUGCGUGUGAGAAAGGCGAUGCACCGAAAGAGACCGUGCAUCACGUUCUCUUUGAAUGUCGAGCGUGGCAGCACCAGCGAAUCAAGCUGUACCGCACGCUGGAUCGAGCUGGGGUCACCAGACCGUCAGCAGCCGAAGAGUGCCCAGAAGGCAGGCUUCUUGGGGAACCGAAGGCAACAGAGGCCAUCUUACAAUUUUUGGCCACGACGAAGGCAGCCCUGCCUCAAGACCAUCACCUGGCCUUGGCAGAGCGAGCUCGACGAGAUGAUGAAUGGGGAUUAGAGGACUUGGAGGAAACUGAGAGGAUGGGGGAAGGAUAG
Molecule: messenger RNA, 3717 nt
Organism: Penicillium subrubescens
Lineage: Eukaryota; Fungi; Ascomycota; Eurotiomycetes; Eurotiales; Aspergillaceae
Exons: 1
Coding region: 1-3717 (1238 amino acids)
Molecular function (GO): RNA-DNA hybrid ribonuclease activity; nucleic acid binding
Source: RefSeq, a predicted model, not a curated record